Messenger RNA from Camellia sinensis, 1479 nucleotides. NCBI's taxonomy places the organism in Eukaryota, Viridiplantae, Streptophyta, Magnoliopsida, Ericales, Theaceae. The record is from RefSeq and is a predicted model, not a curated record.
AUGGAACAAUUUCACAAAAUUGUUCACAAUGAGACAAGAAAUGAGUCCCACUUGUGGGUCUCACAAAAGCAAGUUAGGAGUUACACUUGGCAGACUUCGUGUGUAUCAGUGUUUGUUUGGCAAGCUCACCCUCUGUACCCAUUUCUCCUCUUGUUCAACAGAGAUGAAUACCACAACAGGCCUACAAAGCUGGCAGCGUGGUGGGAAGGCAGUGAGAUACUAGGAGGGAGAGAUGAGGUUGCAGGGGGAACAUGGCUGGCUUGUUUGAGAAGAGUGAGAGUGGCUUUCCUCACCAACGUGAUGGAGCUUCAUGCCCUUCCCGAUGCCAAAAGCAGAGGAGACCUCCCGCUGCGUUUCCUGGAGGUACCAUUACCAAACUCCUCUUUCUCUUUCUUCAUUUCAUUGAUUCUCAGUAAUAGAAUAGUACUGCAACAUACUGUGUGGUUGCAGAGCACGAAGAGUCUCAGAGAAUUUGCAGAGGAAGUGGUCGAAGAAGCACAUCAGUAUAAUGGAUUUAACCUGAUAAUAGCUGAUCUUUCCUCGGAGACCUGGUUUAUGUCUCCAACAGGCCAAGGGGGACAUAAGGUCAACAGCAAAUCUACUAUUCAAACUGAAACUCAUUGCAAAGCAUUUCAUGAGGAAAAAGAACAGCGUUUGGAACAGAGUUUUAGGGAACUGCGUAGUGAAUAUGCUGAAAGUGAAAUUCCAAUGAAUGAGAUGGUAGAACUAAUGAGAGACACAGUUAAAGCUGAUGAAAGUAAGUUGCCUGGCAUUUUUUUGCUUGAUUGGGAAUUAAAUCUAAGCUCCAUUUUCAUUGACUGCACUGCUGCGUUGACAGUUAGAGCUGGAGGGGAAGUGAAAUUUUAUGAGAUUUAUCUGGAGAAUGAAAAAUGGAAUGAACACACAGUCCAGUAUGAGAUUGAGAAGCCAAAAUAGAUGCAUAGAUCCACUGGAGACCUAAGACUAAGAGAUAACUCUUCCCCAGUAUAUUUAUGGGUUAAUGUUUCUACCCAUUAAUUUGAAUGUUGCAGUAUUAAAGACGGUUUUUGAAUCUAUUUUAUUAUAUAAUGCCUACAGUCCAGUGGAACUUUGUCACACUUUUUUCAUUCCAAAAUUGUCCCGCAAACUGCCUCACUUCACUAUUUUAUGUUCAAAAUUUUAUAAUUUCUUCAGUUUUCUUUUCCUCUUCAUCUGUUUUUUAUUUAUUUAUUUUAUAUAUAUAUAUAUAUAUAUAUUUUUAAUAAAAGAACUUGAUUUUCAUAAUACACCCAUCAAGCAUGCACACCUUUUAGUACCUAUAUAUAUCUCCCGUAAGUUCAUGGUAAAUGGACCACUUUGAACGAUCUGAACCUUGAACAUAACAUUCAACAAAUUUACUGUUCUACAUUUGAUAGACAGAAAGCAAAAACUUACCAGAGUUCCAAUUGAACCCAAAAUAGGCCAUGGACUUUGUGUGCCGCCUUUUUCAGGUCUGUUUCU